CUCAGAAGCCAUUUUGGACUCAGUUCAGUUUCUUGCAUGUCAAUUUCAGACCACUCUCUGGCCAUUCAGUGUUUAAGAGUGAAAAAGGUUAACGGGCACGACCGGCAAGGAGGGAAAAACGGGCAAUGUUGUAGGCGCUCAUUUUUGUUGUACCGAUUCAAAAUUCUGGAAUUGAUUCUAUCCCAAUGGAUUUUUUUAUAUUUUAAAGUUUUUUUUCCACCCGUGCAAUUUCGUUGCAUUGGGGGGCUAUACACACAAAAGCAACGCAAACUCUCGGUGCGGUGGACAUCGGAGGCCGUGGGUCACUUUGGCUCGUUGUGGUGUGCCGUUCAUCUUCUUAAAUGUACGAAAAGGAAAAGCGAUUGAAAAGGAGAAAAUCUGGUGUUUCUCUGUAAUUAAAGGAAUAUGGUUGCAUCCUGGCUGAGUUUUGCACUUCUUUGGGGAACUUUUUAUGCAGGACCAAGCCAUGGAGAGGUGGAAACCAGGGAGUGUUUGUACUACAAUGUCAACUGGGAGAGUGAAAAGACCAAUCAGAGCGGAGUGGAGCGCUGUGAAGCUGAGAAGGACAAGAGGCUACAUUGCUACGCAUCCUGGCUCAAAAACUCAACCACGGGUAUCAUCAAACUAGUGAAGAAGGGCUGCUGGUUGGACGACUUCAACUGCUACGACAGACAGGAGUGUGUGGCUACUGAGGAGAAUCCCCAGGUCUUUUUCUGCUGCUGCGAGGGCAAUUUCUGCAAUGAGAGGUUCACCCACCUGCCUGUCGUCACCAGACCUGCGGUGGUUCGCACCCCCUUGCUCAACAUCCUAGUCUAUACACUGCUUCCCAUCAUUGUACUGUCCAUGGCAUUGCUGCUGGCAUUCUGGAUGUACCGACAUCGCAAACCUCCUUAUGGCCACGUGGACAUCAAUGAGGACCCUGGCCCAUCCCCUCCAUCCCCUCUGGCUGGCCUUAAACCGCUGCAGUUACUGGAAAUCAAAGCUAGGGGGCGUUUUGGCUGCGUCUGGAAGGCACAGCUGAUGAAUGAAUAUGUAGCUGUGAAGAUUUUCCCCAUUCAGGACAAGCAGUCAUGGCAGAACGAGAGAGACAUCUUCACCACGCCUGGGAUGAAGCACGAAAACCUGCUGCGAUACAUCGCAGCGGAGAAACGAGGAACCAGCCUGGAGACGGAGCUGUGGCUGAUUACUGAGUUUCAUGAGAAGGGGUCCCUGACAGAUUAUCUGAAGGGCAACGCAGUCAGCUGGAACGAGUUGUGUCACAUUGCGGAGACCAUGGCCUGCGGCCUGUCCUACCUGCAUGAGGACGUUCCCCGUUACAAAGGAGAGGGACCCAAACCGGCCAUUGCACACAGGGACUUCAAGAGUAAGAACGUGAUGGUCAAGGCCGACCUGACAGCCGUGAUCGGAGACUUCGGGCUGGCGGUGCUGUUUGAGCCGGGGAAGCCCCCAGGGGACACUCACGGCCAGGUGGGGACAAGGAGGUACAUGGCGCCGGAGGUGCUGGAAGGGGCCAUCACCUUUCAGCGAGACGCCUUCCUGAGGAUAGACAUGUAUGCCAUGGGCCUGGUGCUCUGGGAGCUGGUGUCGCGCUGCAAAGCUGCGGACGGUCCUGUUGAUGAAUAUAUGUUGCCGUUUGAGGAGGAGAUUGGGCAGCAUCCAUCCCUGGAGGAUUUACAGGAUUGUGUCGUCCACAAAAAGAUGAGGCCAGCUUUCAAGGACUGCUGGGCAAAACAUGCUGGCCUGGAGCAGAUGUGUGAGACGAUAGAGGAGUGCUGGGACCACGACGCGGAGGCUCGUCUGUCCGCCGGGUGCGUGGAGGAACGCAUCUCCCAGAUCCGCAGGCUAACUAGCGGCACUACCUCGGACUGCCUGGUCUCCAUAGUGACGUCGGUCACCAAUGUGGACGUGCCACCCAAAGAGUCCAGUAUCUGAGUCUGUCGUGAAACGAAAGCGGAAAACGAAAACAAGCAAACAAAAUGAAAAGCUUCGUCUUUCUAGACUCAGCAGAUCUCAGAAAAAAAAAAAACAUGAAUGCAGCUGCUAUUUUAUCCUGAUAUUUUUUAUUAAUUAUUUUUCUUUUUGGUCAGAUCAAUAUUACCAGCACACUUCUCUACUGUAUUUUUUCCAAGAGUGAAAAAAUAAGCUAAAUGUACAUCUCUAAUGCAUUCAGGUGCCGACUUAUGAAUGCUGACAAAGGUGCAGGUACCUCAACUCUUUAAUUUCAGUCAUUUUGAUUUUAUUGUUCUACUUUUAUUUUGUCUUUUGAACAGGCCUGCCUGUGACAAAAAACCAAGCAACCAUCUACUAUCUUGUACUAUAUAACAAUGCUGCAAAACCUUGAAGGAACAUCAAGACUGUUACACAAUUUACUUUCCUCAAGGGAAUAUUGUUUUCUUCUAUUUUUUUUUUGAAAGCGAGUGCUUAACAAAAUGAUAAACGUGUCUUUUACGGAACUAACGGGUGUCUCUAGAACACGUCAAAAAAUGGAAGGCAACAGGACUAAUUUCUUCAGUUUUUGUUCUAUAGGACUGGUAUUUUUUGAAGGUUGGUUUACCAGUUUUACGGAGACGGUGAAAGACAGCUUAAAAAAGAAAUGGCUUGCAUUUUGAGAUUGGACAGUACUUUUAGUUUGGUACGGAACUUCUUCUCAGGUAACCGGUAUAAAGGGGCAGAGCUUUUGAGGUAAGGUGUUGUCAGCAUUGACUGGUCAUUGUAAGAAGAGAGCCAGGACCUGCACUUGUGUAGGGCAGAGUGGAUAGCAAGGGGUGGGCGGGGCUUAUCCUAUGACAUUCAUAGCCACUUAAGGCAGUGGAGCCAAGGUUAAUAUGUAGUCUACUCUGGAAGGUGCCCAAACAAUAAACAUUUUAAGACAACAACAACAACAACAACAUUAGGUGGAAGACCAAGGUGAAGGAAUAUAUAUGUGUGUACUGUUGUAUAUAUGUGUGUGUGAAUUUGUGUGUUUGGUUAAGACCAUGAAGUAUGUCUGUAUCAGUGGGCUUAAACAGCUGUCUAAAUGAUGUCCAACUUCUUUUUUUAUUUAAUCAAUGUGCAUUUUCAAAUUACAGAAGCUAUGGACCUAGACACAUUCUUAUAGCAGACAAGCCUCGGUCCUCAAUCACAGCAGUGAACUGGAGAAUGGAAAGAACAGUCCAUUCACCUUCGUCAGGUCCCUUCAAUUAUACCUCUACUCACAGGGACCAAAUAUGGGUGUAUACCUGGUAGUUCUGGCUUUGUUGUGAUGUUUUCACAAUCUGGAAAGUCAGUAGAUAAACUGACAACUUUCAUAUUUUUGACUGGAUACUCUGUCUCAAUAUACAAAUAAGGACCGAUUUUGUCUUAGUGACACAGGUUUAAAAAAAAAAAAAAAAAAAAAACUAAUCUCAGUAUGCCAUAAUCUUUCAGUGAAUGUCUAUAAUGCUGCUGUUUCAACUCAAAGGUGAAUAUAUGUUUCUACAUAUAUAUUCUUUUUACAUGUAAAACAUGCAACUCAGUAGAUUUAAGCAUACAAAUACAAACACAUGCAGAGAAUCCAGGCUUCCGAGGUCAGAAUCAAACAAAAAAUAAAAUCACUUAAAAAAUUUUUUAAAAACACACACAGAAUACAGCAUUUAAAAAAUAUAUAUAUAUAGUUCAUGACCACAAACCACCUCAAACCAGAAAUACCUCAGAUUUUCUAUGUGCAUUAGUUCUGUUAUAUAUUUUGUUAGUUGUGUUGUCUUGUACUAGGUAUAUUUUAAUGUAAAUUUGCUUUCAUAACUAAGAAGUUGUGGGGGGGAAAAGAAUGAGUCCAAAAUCUUUUAGGAAGUGCUGUAAUGUUAUGUUGUAUAAAAGAAAUAAUGUAAAUAACUACACAGUUGUAGAAUUCUGCCUGUAUGUGGUACCUGGGCAUUAUUCAUUGUUUGUACCAUCUGUUUAUUCAUCAAUUCUUUUAAUGUCUGUUACGUAAAAGGGACAGUGAGUCUUUUUUUCCCUUGGUGUGAAACCUUUUCUGUCAAUACCUAAAAUGCAUUCACAGCUGGAACCUAUGUUCAGGUUGUCUCAGAUGUAGUAUUUUAAACAAUUGUGCACAUCACAAUGUGACACUCUGCCUUUACCAUUGGUGUGAAGUAUUUUUAAAUGAUUUAUGUUGUCAUUUUUCCUAAAGCCUGUAAAAGGAAAAUAACUAUUCAACGUAAGACAAGAAUGAACUGAAUUUGCCAAGUGGAAAAGCUGACAAAUUUCUACAUGUCUCACUAUUUAAAGCUUUCUCUAAAAUUAAGUAUUGCAGAAUUAGAGGUAUUUAUACUUUAACCUUUAAGACAUAAACAUUAUAUUUAUAUGAAUGGUGAUUGUUCACCGCUGAUUGAUUUAUAGUUUGAGAAAAAGAUUUAAUGUCCCUGAUAUCCAUACUCUUUCAUCUGUUCUCUCUGCACAUUGACUAAAGGAGAUAUCACAGCAGUUGCUUCCACCCUCCCCAAACAUGACUCCCUCCAGAGAGCUUUAAGUUAUUUUUUUUGGUGCCAUAUAUUAUCUUUGGAGUUCAUAUUUUUCUCUUUGCAGUGUGCGUAAUUGGAACCAUAUGAACUGAAGUAUGGGCCUGAUCACUGAAACCCCUUGGUAUAGGUGGUGCACAGUAGGACUCCAGACUAUUUGUUUUUGUCAUCAUGGAUCAAGUGUCUUGCAUUCUGCGAUAAUAUCCCAAAGAAGUUGAGACCAGAUCAAUUACGGUCUAGUUAUAUCUAUGGUAUUUGUUUAGUAGUAGAACCAAGGCUGAUUUGGUGGGAUGACGACUGCUGGGAGAGAUGAUCUGAAGAUCUUUCUCAUGUCUUCUCAACUGUUUAUCGGUUUCUAGACAGAAAAAAAAUCUAACUCGUAAUAAUGCAUUUGGCUUCCUAUUCACAGUAAAGGCAGAUACAUUUUUUGAAUGAUGUAUUUUUGUCCCAUUAACUGUCUAAUUAUCGUUCCAUGAUCCUGCAGCUAAGAACUCUCUUGUAAAAUAGGUAGCUUUUAUCAAGUGGAAUUGAUGUGACCAUCAAGUCUAUUGGCCAUCUGCACAUUUUUUAGUCAUCUUCAGGAAAUUCAACAAAUCUUGGAACCACUUAACAUGUGAGGGCACAACACAGCGGCAGGAGAAACAAUGUAGCAAGCAAUAUAAACAGCAAUAUACAUUUCUUUCAGGUGUAACAUACUCUUAAGUGGCCCUAGAUCUAUCUACCAAAUCAUUUUAUUCAACACAGAUCGGAUGUGCUGUGUUGUGCCAUAUGUAAGGCUAGUGGUUAGCAGUUUGGCAAGGAUUGUAGGGAAAUGGGCAUUUAAACAGAUACAAUAUUUGUAGUUUGGUGCAUUGCCCUUGAGAUGACCUAACCUUAAUUACUUCAAUAAAUAUCAGCUGUAUUCAUGGAUAUCCACAAACUCAAUGUUAUCCCAGAUAAAGGCAUUUGUCGUAAUUUUUAGGCAAAUGAGUACAAAUAUAUUACCGUGCUUCAUAGGCCAGUUGACUUGCCCAGCUUCUAGAAAGCAAUCACUAAUCAUUUUUUGUAUAUAUGUAAAAUAAAGCAUUGUAUUGACUAAUGCAACUGAACAUAACAAAUAGCACAGUUGGAACUGUGCAAAAACUGAUUAGUGAUUAGUGAAACUACAGAUAUACAGUAGCCCAGGUUUGUGUAUUUCAAGAUGGCCAGUUAAUGUGUUGAAAGCAGGUAACCAAAGUGUUGUUUUUCCCCUUAUAUUAAGAUAUAGGGUUGGACAUGCUCAUGCUUUUGCCAGGGUUUGGUUGGUUUUGUUUCAAGGCUUUAAAUGAAAACAGUUCGUAAGGGAAAUGUAGACAAUCCAUACUUUGCCAAAUUAGGUCAUUUUCUAAGUAGCUGGUUUACUCAAAAAGGUGGAACAAAUAAAUGUGUUCUUGUACCUGUUGAAAGUAGGCCCCUCCUAGACAGGUCUCCAGGCCUCCAGUACAGUCACACACUUCUCAGUGUUUAGUUUUGUUUACUGGAGAAAACAGUGAAUUAGUUUUACUUUUUUAAGUAGGGUGUCUGAUCUGAAGGGAGUGCAAUGUGCAAAGUAUUGAAUUUGGGAAUAUAGAGGCCUUAAUUGGCUUUCUGUGAAUACUCCUCAAUUGACUGAUUUUGGAAUAGGUAGUAUGUUUUAAGAAUGUAUAUUACUACUGCACAUGUCCCCUCAUUUGAGUGUUUAAUAGUAGUAGGUGCACACUACAGAUAUGUAGUGCUAAUAUGCAAUGGAUGCUAAGCUGAAUAAUAAUAAUUCUGUCUUUUUUUGGCUGGGAGGUUAUUUUUCUUUUUUGCUUUAUUUGAAGUUCUUAUUUUUUAAAUUCAGCUGCCAUAUUAAAGAAAUGGUUAUGAGUUGGGCCUAUAUAUGAUUUAAAGGUUUGAUGACAUAACCUACAUAAUUUUUGCAAAAUGCCUGAACAAACAUUAAAAGAUAAACAAUAUCAUAUAUUUAUCUUUCAAUAGGACAUAACAUGCAGCUUGGUGAUUCAUGAUGACAAACACUGAGUUCUGGAGGGUGAUGUGUAAACAAAACCAAUGCUCUGUCAAAAAAGGAAAUAGUACGGUCCUUUAAUUGAAAUUGAGAGGUGUUUGGAUGCUGUGCCUUUAUUUCCCCUUGUCAUAUUGAAGCAACUGCUCUGAUUCUUUUUUGUUUAUGUUGCAGUACUUAUCGAAAUGCUUAUAUGUUAAAAUAUACAUAUACUAAAAAAAACAAAAAGUGACCAGCUGUAAUUCUGGAUGCAGUCAAGAUCCAGGUAUUUCAGGAACCAAUUACCUCAGACCUCACGUGAAACAGUGUUGCUAGCUGGAUACUCCUUGACACUACAAAAUGAUGUACAUUUUAAACACCCAAACAAACAAACCUCUUUAUGCUGGUGUAACAUGUAUGAAUGCACCCGUUGACAAUGUGAAAACCUCUCCCUUCUCAUGACUCUCCCCUCUCAUUUCAAGCAACAGAAUGGUACUGUGUGGCAGAUAUUCAAGUGCUUCCUUUGUUUCUUUUACGUUUUUUUAAAUGCGGUUUACAUGGAAACAUGUCAUGCUGUUUUUGUGAACUAUUAAUUAUUUGACAUCUGCUGGAUUUUUUUCCCUGCAAAUCUGCUAAGCUGUGAGGAAAGCUUCAUAAUAAGGAUGCAACAAAAUGGGAAUACAAUGAAAUGGUGACAUAAAAUUGUCUUCUGGAAGAGAAUCGUCAGUGCUUGCAAAGCAGCAGUUAUAGUAAACAAUAGUCAGUUAUGUUUCAUUGCAAUUCGUUGAGAAUUGAUAAGUUUGAAUCCUCACAUUUUCAUAAUGCAGACCAAAAGUCAGCUUGAUGUGCGCACACCCACUUCUAAAAAUGAAUCUUCACACAUUAAUAUUGACAACUAUUGCAAUUCUCCCUCAAUGUAACUUCAUUUUCAAUGCUGUGUCCAUUUCUGCUAACAUAUUCAAACAUAUUCCUUUCAUCUUGAUUUGAAGUGCAUUGGUAUACAUUAUAAUAAUUUCUGUAAUUAUUUAUACUACAUUACUGUUGUUAUUAGCAAUAGCAUUGCCUUAUAGCUUGUGGGCCAGUAAUUAACUUUAAAAUUGUUGCUGUAAAUAUAAAAUGGUGUUCAUUUACCAGCUUGGGCUUGCUGAACUUGAAUUUAGGGUGACCUCAUGUUUUCCCAAAAGAUCAGUGUUCAUGUUAAGUGUCAAACUUUAGUGAGAUAGCAUUCAUUGCCAGAACUCAUGCUCACCCUUGCUUCUGCAGUAUUAAUCCCCAUCCUUCGGAGUAGUAGUAUUGACACUACGUGCCACUAUCUAAAAUAAAGCCUCCUCCUCCUUUUGAGGAAUGUAAUUAUUAGAUUCCUACUUGUUCUUAACCUGCUCUACCCAAAAUUAUGCCACUGUUCCAUACAGUACCAUUUUGUUGCUUUUCAGUGAUGGAAAACUUCAGUCCCACGUGGCUACUGCUAAAAAAAGGCAUUUUGUUUUGAUUGGGGGGAUCACUCUUUUAAGCACAGACUACUUUAUUUCAUUCAACAAUGAGAUGGUGGGAGUGAGAGAAGGGAUUUAAAAAAUGGUUUUCUUUAUUUUUUGUCAAGAAGUCAUGUUUAAGUCCUGUUUCUAUAGCAGGACAUGUGAAAUGUAAAUGGUGUAGGUUAUGUUUCACUAUUGUAGCUAAAAUGUAGAACAGAGAUGGCUUGUACUACUGAUUUUAACAUAAAUAUACUAAAAAAAGAAAAAAAAAGGAUCCUGUAAAAGACAAAAUGUAUAAAGAGAGUUGAGCUUGUUGCUGUAACCCUUUUUGGAUUGAAGAGUAUGUUGAAAAGUUUUAUAUCUAUGAAAUGCCCUUGAAAUCCAACAUUCAUCGUAUUGUCGUAAUUAAUUAAGGACAUUUUUGAAAGAUCAUUGUAACAUAGUUCAUUAACUUGCAGUGGAUUAUUGUUCAUUUUUACUGUGGUAAUUUUAGAACUGAGUAUCAAGAGUUUGAAUUAGAUUUGCCUAGUUGUUGGGGUGUUUGUUUCAACUCUGCACUUGGUGCCAGAAUAAACCAGUAUGAAUGUAGUAUUUGCCCAGUGUGAAACAAAUACACCCAAGCUGUUAGGGGAAAAAAUUGAAAUGAUUAUUUCAACUUUAUCUUUUUGUAUAUGAAAAGAAACAAUAAAAUACUGAUAAACUCUUCAAA
This is a messenger RNA of Anguilla rostrata (American eel), 8637 nucleotides long. Its product is annotated as activin receptor type-2B-like. Gene Ontology annotation, molecular function: activin binding; activin receptor activity; ATP binding. Lineage: Eukaryota; Metazoa; Chordata; Actinopteri; Anguilliformes; Anguillidae. Gene Ontology annotation, biological process: activin receptor signaling pathway; cellular response to growth factor stimulus; protein phosphorylation. The transcript is spliced from 11 exons. The coding region runs from base 406 to 1932 and encodes 508 amino acids. Gene Ontology annotation, cellular component: activin receptor complex; plasma membrane. The record is from RefSeq and is a predicted model, not a curated record.